AUGGCUUGCCUCUGCCCCAUAAAUGACCUUAAAAACCUCUUGGCCACAGUCACUCUAUACGACAAACAGAACCUCUCAGACAGACAGACGCGCACUGUUGCGGUGUUGAAGGAAAGCCAAAGCCUACUCAAGGUGGAAUUUGGUUUUCUUCUACCAGGGCGAGUGUACUGUGCUGUGGCCAACUUCACAGCUGAAGGUGUACUGGCCUCCUCUCCCACGAGCCUCCCGCAGUGUGUUUACAUACCAGCAAACACUGAAAGCCUCAUCGCCAUGAUCGUGUGUGCUGUUCUCAUUGCUCUUGGCCUAGUGAUAUUUCUGCUCUGGAGACACUGUGCAUCUUCUGAACGUCCCUUGCCCAGAUCUUUGGCUUUACUUUUAGACCUGGAACUUCAGAAAGAGACAUUCAUUGACUCCUAUAAGGCAGCACCACACGACGAGAGCUUUGAGGGGGACCACGUUUCUGUUGUAUCCAUCUGUGACUUCACACUCACGGACAACCAGUCAUCUUACCACAACAAUGAGUAUUACACAAGCCCCGUCCUGCACGAUCCAGACUGCAUUGAGGGAUCUGUGGAGUCUGGAGAUUUGGGCGUAGAAGUCCAAAACAACGAGUUCCAUUUGUUUCCAUCUCAUGCGGUUCUAGAAGCAAACGUGGGAUGUCCAUACCAGAAUCACUGUGAGGAGACACCGAACAUUCCUCUGAGCUCGGUGCAAGUGAAAUACACUCAACAGGACGAGAUGUCAACUGAAGACCCAGAGCGGUAUGGAGAUGUUGAGAUGUUUAAAAGUGAAUAUGAGACCAAUAAACAUGGGUCCGAGCUAAUUCAAACUACUGAUAAUUGUUGUUCUCAAGAGACUGAAUACAUUUAGUUUGAAUACAGCUAACCUUGUAUGCAUCGGUUACUGGUUGGAUUUUGGCAUGUGGACAUUGCACGCACUCAAAAAUGGAGGCAAAUGAAGGUGAGCUUGCAGG
Rhinichthys klamathensis goyatoka is the source of this 973-nucleotide messenger RNA. RefSeq lists its product as uncharacterized. Lineage: Eukaryota; Metazoa; Chordata; Actinopteri; Cypriniformes; Leuciscidae. The coding region runs from base 1 to 870 and encodes 289 amino acids. The transcript has 4 exons. The record is from RefSeq and is a predicted model, not a curated record.